Rhagoletis zephyria (snowberry fruit fly) is the source of this 645-nucleotide messenger RNA. RefSeq lists its product as uncharacterized. Lineage: Eukaryota; Metazoa; Arthropoda; Insecta; Diptera; Tephritidae. The record is from RefSeq and is a predicted model, not a curated record.
AAUUUUUAAAUUAUUAUUUUUAAACAUAUAUACAUAAAUUACAUACCCAGCGAAACUCGAACUUGACCAAUGUCUGAAGUGGGGGAGCUAAGCAAGGAAUUCGAUUGUCUACUACAAGAAUUAGAAUGUGUUGUUCAGCGUUUGAAUUUCCGUGAGAAGUCCAUUGCUACCGAAUGGAUCAGAAAGUUGAAAAAGGAAAAUUCAUCCUUAGAGGAUUUAAAAUUGCGGUUAGAUUUUAUGGAUUACUUCGUCAAUUGUUGGAAGUGUGGAAUUUUUAGCUCAGAACCUUUUAAUAAAGUACCGCAGCCAAACGUUCCUUUGCAAAAGUUACGAUACUUGCUGCCCGCCGACCAUAAAAUACGCAGCAUCGAUGAAACUUCGGAUGAGCAACGGAAACUGUAUGUAGAAGAAAUGUUUGAAAUGAUGCCCGAUCGAGGCGCCUUUCUCUCUGAUCAACCGGUGCCUUUGGAUGGGACAUUCUUUUUGGUGUUGAUUAAUCAAAAAUAGAUUUCGCAGAAGCAUUUUAUGGCUAUUCAGUCAGGAAACCUGCUCUACGACGAAAUCAUAUCAUUUUGGCGAAAAAAAUCUACUAAUUAUUGAAUAGAGACAUUCACUUUUAUUACAAUACAAAAUUAUGAGUUCAAA